CCUCUUCUCCGUCCUGAGUUGGCCCCCUCCUAAACCAUAAUCUCUCUUUACUCUCUCUCUCUCUCUCUCUCUUCAAGCUUUCUCUCUCUACACAAAAUUAAAAACCUUUAUUUAUUAUUUUUCAUAUGUUUUCAAUACAUGCUUAACGUGAUUGAACCGAUACGCUCCCUUUAAUCAAUUCUUUCUCUCUCUAAAGUCAACAUGCACAAAUCUCACUUGAUCAUCAAUUUCUUUAUAUGAACAACAAUUCAUCCAUCAAUCUUUAGCAAAGUUCUAAACUUUUUCAUCAACUGUUGCAAGAAACAUGAAGAACAACGAAGAACAAUCUCGAUCUCUCUUUGGCAUUUCCCUAUCCGAUCGACCAAAAUGGCAGCAAUUUCUCAUCUGUUCUUCAGGGUUUUUCUUUGGGUAUCUUGUUAAUGGUGUUUGUGAGGAAUAUGUAUAUAAUAGGCUCAAAUUCAGUUACGGCUGGUAUUUUACAUUCAUUCAAGGAUGGGUCUACCUCGCGUUGAUUUAUUUGCAAGGGUUCACCACAAAACAAAUGGUGAACCCAUGGAAGACGUACGUUAAGCUCUCAGCGGUUCUUAUGGGUUCUCACGGUCUCACCAAAGGGUCUUUAGCUUUCCUAAAUUACCCUGCUCAACUCAUGUUUAAAUCCACCAAGGUUCUUCCGGUGAUGAUCAUGGGAGCGUUUAUUCCAGGGUUAAGACGAAAAUACCCUCCUCAUGAGUACGUUUCUGCGUUACUAUUAGUUGUUGGUUUGAUACUAUUCACGCUUGCGGAUGCAAAUACUUCCCCAAAUUUUAGCAUUCUUGGUGUUGUCAUGGUUUCUGGCGCUUUGAUCAUGGAUUCGUUUCUUGGGAAUUUUCAAGAAGCUAUAUUUACCAUGAAUCCCGAUACGACACAGAUGGAGAUGCUAUUUUGCUCGACUGUUGUGGGUUUGCCUUUUCUGAUUCCUCCAAUGCUUUUGACCGGCGAAUUAUUCAAAGCGUGGAGUUCUUGCUCUCAGCACCCUUAUGUGUAUGGUGUCCUAGUGUUUGAAGCAAUGGCAACGUUUAUCGGUCAAGUCUCGGUUCUUUCCCUAAUUGCCCUAUUCGGAGCCGCCACCACUGCAAUGAUAACGACAGCCAGAAAGGCGGUGACUUUGUUGCUAUCAUACUUGAUAUUCACAAAGCCAUUGACAGAGCAACACGGGACGGGUUUGAUCUUGAUCUCCAUGGGAAUCAUUUUGAAGAUGAUACCCGAGAACAAACCGGCUCCAAGAAUGGUUCCGAAGAUGAAAGAGUUGCCGUUGGCUAGAGACGAAAACCGACGAAAUGAAGAGGAAGAAAGGAGACCUUUGGUUUGAUCAUAUAAUAAUGUUUAUUUAUUUACUUGGUUUUUUUUUGUGUUUGGGUAAAGAAAGAUGCCUAGGAAAAUUUAUUCAGUUUGCUGCCUUCUUUUGAGGUGGUUUGUGGACAUGGACAAUAAUUGAAGGAUAAAUUAAUUUACAAGUUACAAGCCCACAUCAAUAAUCAAUAAUAAUUUAUCUA
Helianthus annuus (common sunflower) is the source of this 1532-nucleotide messenger RNA. RefSeq names its product UDP-galactose/UDP-glucose transporter 2. Gene Ontology annotation, molecular function: transmembrane transporter activity. Gene Ontology annotation, biological process: transmembrane transport. Gene Ontology annotation, cellular component: Golgi membrane; endoplasmic reticulum membrane. The record is from RefSeq and is a predicted model, not a curated record. Bases 305 to 1348 code for a protein of 347 amino acids. Lineage: Eukaryota; Viridiplantae; Streptophyta; Magnoliopsida; Asterales; Asteraceae. The transcript has 6 exons.